AUGGGGUUAGCAGAGGUGCUGCUCUUACUAUUUCUGACAUUGGGACCAAUGGGUUCGACAGGAGCAGAAAAUACAUCCACGGACAUAACUUUUCCCCUCCCUUCCAACUGCCCAAAAAGCUGUGGUAACAUCAGCUUCGAGUACCCUUUCGGUAUAGGCAGCGGCUGCUUUCGUCCAGGUUUUAAUCUUACCUGCAUAAACCAAACCACUGAUCCUCCUGCUCGUAGCCUCUUCUUGGGCGAUGGCACCGUUGAGGUCAUUGAUUUUGAUAUGGACAAUGGAAUCGUGUACGUGAAAACUCCAAUUGUCACCAUGGGUGUCGAUGAGGACUAUUUCAGCCACACAUUGAUUGAUCUGAGGAAUUUCCCCUUCUCUUUUAACUUGGAGGCAAACUUUACAGACAGUUACACUAUUUCAAUGGCAUAUAACUAUAUUUUUGUAGCCGGUUGCAGCGCUAUUGCCGAUCUAGUUGAUCUUGCUACCAAUAAAACCAUUCAUACUUGCUCAACUACCUGUUAUGCCAAUAGUUCAAGUCCACAUGAAUACUGGUACUCAUUUGAUACAGGAUACUAUAUAAGUCAAUCUUACAGCUCCUUUUGUCCAUCCGAUAACCAAAAACACGAAACAAAUUUUACUCUACAUCCGGUGAAGGGCUGUCCAACAAAAUGUGGGAGUGUUGACAUCCCUUUUCCAUUCGGGCUAAAGAAAGGGUGUUACAGAGAUCGGGCAUUUGCUCUAACGUGCAACCACACAUCAAGUCCUCCCACUCUCCUCUUCCAAGAGUAUUUCAUAGUGCGCAGUAUAUCGUUGGAGAAAGGGCAAUUAGAAAUUGAGUCUGAACACACUGAGCCCUACAGCUUUACCUUUGAAACGAGACUUUUCAUCUACUUUGACGAGCCACCCAUUGUUAGUUGGGUCAUUGAGGAUCAACGUUGUAAGGAUGCUCAAAGCAAUAGGACCAUGUUUGCAUGUGUCGAUGAACACAGCUCAUGUUUUGACAUUAACACCACAACAAGCGAUGGUCAAGAUUUUUGGGGGUACCGUUGCAAUUGCUCCAAAGGUUACGAAGGAAAUCCAUACCUACGUAAUGGAUGUACAGAUAUCGAUGAGUGUAAAUUCCCCGACAAAUACGUCUGCAAUGGGGUUUGUAAGAACACGAUCGGCAGUUACACCUGCACAUGUCCACGAGGGACAACUGGUGAUCCUAAACAAGCAUGCAUCCCCCACAAAAAACAGACUGUUCUGUUAGGUGUCAUCAUCGGCGUAAGUAAUGGCGUGGGCCUAUUGCUAUUGAGUACGAGUUUGAUCAUCCUGAGGACGAAAUGGAAGAGAAGAAAACAAAAGAGAAUAAGAGAAAAACACUUCCGUCAGAAUCAUGGUUUACUGCUACAACAACUCAUCUCUUCCCGUGAAGAUGUUGCUGAUAGAACAAAGAUAUUUCCUCUGGAAGAGAUAGAAAAGGCAACGAAUAAUUUUGAUGAAACUCGAGUGCUCGGUCGUGGAGGACAUGGAACAGUUUACAAAGGGAUUCUGUCGGAUCAACGCGUAGUCGCUAUAAAAAAGUCAAAGAUUGUGAAGAAGAGCGAGAUAGAUCAAUUCGUCAAUGAAGUUGCAAUUCUUUCUCAAAUUAAUCAUAGAAACGUGGUAAAGCUUUUUGGAUGCUGCUUGGAGACCGAAGUGCCCUUAUUGAUCUAUGAAUUUAUCUCAAACGGAGCUCUUUCGGACCAUCUCCAUACUUCAGAUGGUAGUUCUGCAUUGUCAUGGGAAGCUCGUCUGAGGAUC
Molecule: messenger RNA, 1782 nt
Organism: Musa acuminata subsp. malaccensis (wild Malaysian banana)
Lineage: Eukaryota; Viridiplantae; Streptophyta; Magnoliopsida; Zingiberales; Musaceae
Source: RefSeq, a predicted model, not a curated record